Molecule: messenger RNA, 738 nt
Organism: Ostrea edulis (European flat oyster)
Lineage: Eukaryota; Metazoa; Mollusca; Bivalvia; Ostreida; Ostreidae
Exons: 6
Coding region: 1-738 (245 amino acids)
Molecular function (GO): protein binding
Source: RefSeq, a predicted model, not a curated record
AUGAAAGAAAUGGGUAAUCCUUUCACGGAAGACACAAAUGAGCUGUUAAUAUUAGAUACCAAAGAGUGCUGCUCAUCCAAGUGCCGCAGAGAUGGUUGCAGAUCACGUUGUCAAAGGCAACAACCAGAUCCAUCAUCUAAACACCUAAAACAGAAACAUUUGAAGGAAGAAUGCCAACUUUUUUCCAAACUGUUCAUAUCCUGUCAGUCAAGAGAGUGUGAUUUCCAGGAAUUUUUUAAACAUGAAAACCAAGCAUUCCUUGCGUCACUUAGUGAUAACGGAAAACUUCUCUCCUGUCAGAAGUCUCAGCUUGUUCCACUACUUGAAGAUAAAAUAACACUGCCAGACGUACUUCCAGGUGUCGAAGUUAUUAUCAUUAAUGGAUUAGAUUUGGUUAAUGCUAAUCCACCUCGAACAUCCAAAACGUUUGAAGAAUAUGCUAUGAAGAAAUUUGCUUCCAAGAUCCAAUCUUAUUCUUCAAGGAGUCUGAGUCGUAAUCAAAUAAAAGAGAUACCAGAGACAGCAUUCUCCAGUCUCGUGAAUUUACAAGGGCUGGUUCUGAGUCGUAAUCAAAUAAAAGAGAUACCAGAGACAGCAUUCUCCAGUCUCGUGAAUUUACAAGGGCUGGUUCUGAGUCGUAAUCAAAUAAAAGAGAUACCAGAGACAGCAUUCUCCAGUCUCGUGAAUUUACAAGGGCUGUUUUUCCUGGCCGACUCUGAUGUUCACAAAGGGGAUUGA